Messenger RNA from Amphimedon queenslandica, 785 nucleotides. RefSeq lists its product as uncharacterized. Lineage: Eukaryota; Metazoa; Porifera; Demospongiae; Haplosclerida; Niphatidae. The transcript is spliced from 8 exons. The record is from RefSeq and is a predicted model, not a curated record. The coding region runs from base 15 to 641 and encodes 208 amino acids.
ACUAUGUAAUAUAAAUGGGUAUAGAUCCAGUACAUUCAAAUGCAUUUUAUCUAUAUAGCUCUGUGGGGGUGUAUCUAAUUAAAUUUAAAUUAUUCAUUAUUGGUGCAGCUGCUGAAAUGGCUGUAUUUAAUGUACCUAGCAUUGUAAUUAGCAAAGAAAAUGAAUCAGGUGAUGAUGACCCACCAGAGCCUUUGAUCACCAUUUCAAGUUCUAAUAAAAAGGUUGGAGUCCAUGAGACUAGCAAUGAAGAGAAAAAAGAAGAGUCUCCUAAUCAACAAUCAGUAGAACAUUCAGAGCAUCGGAGGCCUUCAUUAAAGCGAGUGUCAGAUGUACUUUUUCUUGCUAAAGAAUGGAAAAUGAAAGUAAAAGAUAAGCAAGAAAGACGAGAAUCGUUGAAAACAAAAGAUGAUACUGCAAAGGAACAUCAAGUUGAGCAUGAGCCUGUACCUAUAUCCUCUGCAUUACCUAAAGAGACCUUGGAUGAAAUAGUAGAGGAAGCUUUGUCCAUUGUCAUAGAAACAAGACAAAAAUACAAACAUCAUCUUGGCUCAAACCAUCCUUUGACUAUAAAAGCAAUGAAGAAAGCAAAUGAUAUAUGUGCUCAACAGCAAAAGGAACCAAUGUACGAUAUAAAAGAAUGAUAUAAUGAUAGAUAUAGGAGCACUAAAGCUGCAGAAGCCACUUCUACAGCUUAGUAACUAUUUAAGCUACAUUGCUUGAGUUCAUAAAGUUUUGUUUCGCGCUGGAUUGCGCGCAUGCAAAAUUGUUUAUAGGCGUGGUCUGGU